This is a messenger RNA of Glycine soja, 402 nucleotides long. Its product is annotated as SKP1-like protein 1A. Gene Ontology annotation, biological process: SCF-dependent proteasomal ubiquitin-dependent protein catabolic process. NCBI's taxonomy places the organism in Eukaryota, Viridiplantae, Streptophyta, Magnoliopsida, Fabales, Fabaceae. Gene Ontology annotation, cellular component: nucleus; cytoplasm. The record is from RefSeq and is a predicted model, not a curated record. Bases 1 to 402 code for a protein of 133 amino acids. Gene Ontology annotation, molecular function: cullin family protein binding. The transcript is spliced from 3 exons.
AUGGCUUUGACAAAGAAUAUCACAUUGAAGAGUUUGGAUGUUGAGGCAUUUGAGGUGGAGGAGGCAGUGGCAGUGAAGUCGCAGAUGAUCAAGCACAUGAUCGAGGACAACUAUGUUGACAACAAAGUUCCUCUCCCCAAUGCUACUAACAAGAUUCUGGCAGAGGUUAUCAAGUAUUGCAAGAAGCAUGUUGAUGCCAAUUGCACUGAUGAGAAGCCUAGUGAGGAUGAACUUAAGGCUUGGGAAGCUGAUUUCGUCAAGGUAGAUCAGGUCACACUCUUUGAUCUCAUUCUAGUGAGGGGUUACAUGUUGUUGAGGCUUGAAGGUUUGGGCUUGAGUAUGAACAAGAUUUUUAUUGUGCUUGUGGAACUGCAAGGAUCCUUGCUUGGUUACCUUGCCUAA